AUGAAAUUACAUCGUGAAAAUAUACAAAAACCAUGUGCAUCAUCUGGUAUCGGCUUAGAAACAGCUCGAUCGCUUGCGCUUCAUGGAGCUCAUAUCGUCAUGGCAAAUCGGGAUUUUCUAGAGUCUAAAAAAAUAAGAGAUCAGAUUGUUAAGGACAAAGCAGAUGCUGCAAUUGAUAUUAUUAUUGUAAAUUUGGACUCGUUAAAUUCCGUUAAAGGAGCAGCAGAAGAGCCUUUGCAUGCUUUGAUAUUAAACGCAGGAGUAUUUAAUCCAUCUGCGAAAAAGACUUUGGAUGGUUUUGAGACAGCUUUUGGAGUUAACUAUCUCAGUCAUUUUUAUCUGAUUCAAUUGUUGCUUGAAAAACUUCGCCAAAGUGCCCCAGCUAGGAUCGUUGUCGUUUCCUCUAUUUCUCAUAAUCAUACUGGAGUAAAGUCUGAAUGGCCACUUGAAGAAAAAAUGAAGACGUUAAUACCUGGUAGACAAUUUUCGGAAGCAUUUUGUUCCAUAUAUAAGCAUUAUGCUGUUUCAAAGCUCGAUUUGAACCUCAUGGCGGUAAAGCUUAGUAGAGAUGAGAAAAUUAACAAUAUUUAUGUUUAUAUUCUACAUCCAGGAACGAUGAUUGGAACUGGGAUUGCUCGUAAUUUUGGAUUUCUGUGGCAAUUAAUAGCUAUGCUAACGAAGCCUUUUACAAAAAGUUUGCAACAGGGAGCUGCUACCACCAUAUUUUGUGCAGUAUCGGAUGACUUAAGAAAUAAUAGUGGUCAUUUUUUUCAAGACUGCCAAGUGGCCAAUCAAAAUUCUGCACAACUUUUGAUGUCAGAUGAAGAACUGCAAGAUUUGUUGUGGAAUAAAACUAUGGAUAUCAUAAAUGAAUUCGAAAGGAAACUAAUUAAAUCGUAA
Molecule: messenger RNA, 900 nt
Organism: Dracunculus medinensis (Guinea worm)
Lineage: Eukaryota; Metazoa; Nematoda; Chromadorea; Rhabditida; Dracunculidae
Source: the annotation of a GenBank genome assembly